UGUCACUGUCAUUGACGAAAUUUCCUGGUGCGAGACCUGAGCGUCGCUGUAUAUCAACAACAAAAAACGGCCAGCAAAUGAUUAUCGGCGGUUCGUAUGCAUUCAUAAACUACGAUUUUACUGGAAAAUAAAUCUGACGGCUCGGGAAAACCUCACGAGUGGAUCAGGUCUUCUGCCCGGGCUUUCACCGGGGGAUUUCUUAAACGAUCUGGUAGCAGGUGGUAGCCGAGAGGCUCGAGGCUCGGAUAUUCAUGCCUCUCUGUUAAUGAAACUGUAUUACGGAUAUCGCACAAGUGCUGCCUCUCGCCAUGUUAAGAUAAAGACACAGAUCUCUGUGUUGAACAUGCUGAAGCGGUUGGAUAAGAUCAGGUUCAGAGGACCGAAGCGAGAUGAGUUCCUGGACCUUGCCGAGUCCCCCAACGCGUCUGACAGCGAAUGUAAUGACGACGUCCCGGUGAAACAGCGGAGCUCAAGCAAAGAUGCAGAGGAGCAGCGAGACCCUGCUGGUUCAGGGAAUCUCAACAUGUCGGCUACCAUCCAGGACUACCAGAGGUGUGAAACGGACCGGUUCAAUGAAAUCAAAGGUCACCUAGAGAUAGCCUUACUGGAAAAGCACUUCCUUCAGGAGGAGCUCCGGAAGCUUCGAGAAGAGACAAACGUCGAGAUGCUAAAGCAAGAGCUUGAGAAAGAGAAGUCGAAAAGAGUCGAUCUUGAGCAAAAAAUGAAUGACAUUCUCAGAUCCAGACUAGAAGACUCACCCCCUCCACCUUCAAAGCCACAAGUUACUACUGUCAAUGGAACAGGUGAAAAACAGAAAGAGACCCUACGCUCUCAGUUGUGGAAAUGGCUUUAUGAACGCUUUGGGGUUUAUAUCGAAGAUUUCCGCUUUCAGCCUGAAGAGAGCACGGUCGAGACUGAAGAACCAUUAAGUGCUAAAAGAUUAACUGAAAAUAUGAGACGACUCAAACGGGGUGCUAAACCUGUAACUAACUUCAUGAGGAACCUUUCUGCUUUAUCCAGUUGGCAUUCUGUAUACACGUCAGCCAUCGCCUUUAUUAUCUAUAUGAAUGCUGCCUGGCAUGGCUGGGUUAUCCCCAUGUUUCUAUUUUUAGCCAUUCUGCGAUUGUCCUUGAAUUACCUCAUUGCAAAAGGUUGGAGAAUACAAUGGAGUAUCGUGCCUGAGGUCUCAGAACCAGUGGAACCUCCAAAGGAAGAUCUCACAGUCUCAGAGAAGUUUCAGUUGGUUCUGGAUGUUGCACAGAAAGCACAGAAUCUGUUUGGAAAGAUGUCUGACGUUUUGGAGAAGAUCAAAAACCUGUUCAUGUGGGUGCAGCCCGAAAUCACUCAGAAACUCUAUGUUGGUUUGUGGGUGGCCUUCAUCGCUUCCUGUUUCCUGCCGUACAAACUCUUGGGCUUUAUGAUGGGUAUCUAUGCUGGGAUCAAAUUCUUCAUCAUCGAUUUCAUCUUCAAAAGCUGCCCUAAAUUAAGAGACAAAUACGACACCCCCUACAUAGUAUGGACCAGUUUACCGACCGACCCACAGCUUAAAGAGCGAAACCACGCCACUCUGAACAGACGGCUGUCUGGGUUCGAAAAGCAGAUCCAGCCGGUGGUAGCACGCGGUAGUCAAGCAGCCGGAAUGCCGUGCGGAAUCGGUCGGGAGGAAGAGGGCGGACGGACAUACAACACAAAAAGAGGCCCAUUUCAUGAAGUCUUCAACUUGUCUGAGAAUGAGCGCCCCCUGUCAGUGUGCGAAAACGGAUGGCGAUGUUGCUUGAUCAACAGAGACAGAAAAAUGCCGACCGACUACAUCCGCAAUGGUGUUUUAUAUGUAACAGAGAAUUACUUAUGUUUCGAGAGCUCCAGCUCCAGGGCUGCUUCAUCCAAAAAAAACAAAGUCAUCAAACUCCUUGACAUCACUGACCUUCAGAAGUACAAGGUGUUGUCGGUAUUGCCUGGAUCUGGAAUGGGAAUCUCCAUUACGACACCGUCCACUAUAAAGCCUCUCGUGUUCGGUGCCAUGAUCCAUCGGGACGAGGCCUUCGAAGCCAUCCAAACUCAGUACGUGAAGAUCAUGAAUACAACAGCAGCUCCCACAGUCCCAAAUCCAGAGACGUAGGACACGAUCAUAUAACAUAACUUAGUCUAUAAAUCACCCUUACGUCGAUGUAGCACUAUCUAACCCCAGCGCGGAGACUAUAGAUGUCUUUCUGACAUCUUCAGGAUGCAAGUGAAAAGAUGGACUUGCAAUGGAGAACCUUCAGUUUUUCAUAUUCUCUUUUAGAUAAAUUGUGAGUAUUAAUGGAGGGGUUUUAUAUAUUCUCUCAGACGUACUAUAGUCUUACACAAGUGUUUGUCAGAACGGAUCAUAUUUUAUAAGGUUAGUGGUCGUACCUGUUGUGUCCUGUGUACUAUAUAACAGCGAAAUACCACUUUAGAAAGGAGCUGGUACUCCUUUGAUACGAUUCAAUGGGCUCUAAUGGAGAGAUCUGUGCGAUUCGUGUGUAGUCAGAUCAUAUAACCAGUCGUCUCGGAGCUUAGUGUAGUUUUUUUUUUUGCUUAAUUGCAUCACCGCUGGCCUUGCACAAAGAAACGCUGCACUCACUGUAGUGGUGUUGAGAGCUUUUAGAUGUGAUUUAGGGAAGAAAGAGAGACUUAACCUCAAUACUUCAUGGUACCACACGUAGGUGGUCAGUAACACUCAGCACAGUAAAGAUACAUUAAGUAAAAUUUGUCCUUUAUCGUGCUAAGUUUUAUUGAUUGUUUAUAUACAUUUCUGUUUUCAGUAUUUGUUUUAGUUGCAUCCUGACAUAAGCAACUUCUAUUUUAAAGGGAUAGUUCACUCAGAAAUGACUUGCCCUUAUGUUGUUCACUUGUUUGAAUCACUUUGUUUGGAUAUAUUGAAUUGGAUAUUGGAAGAAAGUCAUACAGGAAUGACAUGAGGAUGAGUCAGUUGUUUUUGGGUGAAUGUUCUCUUAAAUAAAGCACAAAAAUGUCACCGGUCUUAUCCAUAAAAUGAAUGCGCACAAAGUGUGAAAGACUGUUUAGACUAAGCAGGGAUUCACUGGUAAUGUUAAAAGGACACGUCACUGUUUUGGAAAAUAUGCUCAUUUUCCAGCUCCCCUAAAGUUAAACAUUUGAUUCUUAUCGAGGGGCAACCUUCCGAUCUCUCUGAUGAAGCCAAUACGGAAGUGACUUAAACUGCAAUUCAUCGACUGGCCGCUAGAGGCAGGCUCCAAAAGGAAGUCAAUUCCCAUAGACCUUCAUGUUAAAAUGGCCCACUUUUACAGUAGAAAAUAAUGUUUACAGCCUGGUACAAAGUGUUUUUGGUCUGUAUAGCUUAUUUUGCCCUUCGUGACAAAUUUUUUGUAACUCAUCCGUUUAAAUUAUAUUAAGCCUUAAAGUUCUGCAUAAUUAAGGGCGUGGCCACAUGAGUGAGGGUUGAACAGCCACUGCUAUCACUAGUCGAGCUAGGCGGGCGUGGUUUCAGCAACCAGCCACCUCAGCUUCACCCAAGUCCCGCCUCUUAACCCAUUUUUGGAUAUCCCCGAGUGAUGCGCUGUGACGCGUGGCCAAGAUGGUGACGGCAGGCACCGCCUACUUUAAGCUUCAAAACGAUUUUCAGAAACGUAUGGGUGACGUCACGGACAGUACGUCCACCUUUAUUACAGUCUAUGAUUUUUACCAUUUUGGAAUCCAUUUAGAUGAUCUCCGGGUCUGGCGCUACCACUUUUAGCAUAGCUUAGCACAAUCCAUUGAAUCUGAUUAGACCUAACAUCGCGCUAAAAAUAAAUAACCAAAAAGUUUCUAUAUUUUUCUUAUUUAAAACUUGACUCUUCUGUAGUUACAUCGUGUACGUAGAUUGAUGGAAAAUUAAAAGUUGCGAUUUUUUAGGCAGAUAUGGCUAGGAACUAUACUCUCAUUCUGGCGUAAUAAUUAAAGGAAUAGUCUACUCAUUUUCAAUAUUAAAAUAUGUUAUUACCUUAACUAAGAAUUGUUGAUACAUCCCUAUGUCAAUAGCACUUUUGGGAGUACUUCGACUCGGCGCAGUAACACCCUCCCUCUCCCAUUAUGAGAGUGAGAAGGGGAGCGGACUUUUCAGGCGAGUCGAAGUACUCCCAAAAGUGCUAUUACGCCAUACAAUAUAGUUCCUCUUUUAAAUCCGCUUAGAAAAGCGCUACGUUUUAUUUUGUACCACCAAACUUGCUUGUAUAACUACUCGUCUUAAAUAGGAAAAACGUUGAUGUGUUUGGUCACUUCUAACUUUAUCUCUAAAUGGUACCAUUGAAUGAAUGGGGCUAAGCUAAAUGCUAUCGAAGCGUCGCAGCGCGCUCCAGCGCUUACGUGCACGCACACAGAUGAUAGAGGGAUGUAUCAACAAUUCUUAGUUAAGGUAAUAACAUUUUAAUAUUGAAAAUGAGUAGACUAUUCCUUUAAGGACUUUGCUGCCAUAACAUGGCUGCAGGAGGCGCAAUGAUAUUACGCAGUGCCCGAAAAUAGUCCCCUGCUAUUGAAAGAUACUAAGGGGACUAUUUUUGGCUGCUGUGUAAUACCAUUGCGCCUCGUGCAGCCAAGUUACGGCAGCAAAGUCCUUGAUUAUUACGCCAGAAUGAAAGUAUAGUUCCUAGACAUAUCUGCCUAGAAAAUCACAACUUUUAAUUUUCCGUCUGUCUCAGUACACAAUGUAACUACAGAAGAGUCAAGUUUUAAAUAGGAAACAUAUCCAAACUCUUUGGUUAUUUUUGAGCACCAUGCUAAUGGUCUAAUCAGAUUCAAUGGAUUAUGCUAAGCCAGGGGUGGGCAUCGAGGGCCACAGUCCUGCAGAGUUUAGCUUCAACCUUAAUCAAACACACCUGAAUGUCAUUUCCAAACAGUCCUGAAGACUUCAAUUAGAUUUUUCAGCUGUGUUUGAUUAGGGUUGGAGCUAAACUCUGCAGGGACACUGGCCCUCAGGACCAGGAGUUGCCCACCCCUGUGCUAAGCUAUGCUAAAAGUGGUAUUGCCAGACCCGGAGAUCGGCUGAAUGGAUUCCAAAACGGUAAGAAUCAAAUGUUUAACUCUAGAGGAGCUGGAAAAUUAGCUUUUUUUAUUAAAGUGGAGUGUCCCUUUAAUAUUUUUUAUUUGAUUUUUUUAUUCUUGUCAUGUCCUUGUUCUCUAUAUGAUACAAGUAUUCUGCCCCUCAUUAAAGGGAUAGUUUACCCAAAAAUGAAAACUGACAUUAUUUACUCACCCUUAAGUUGUUCCAAACCUGUAUAAAUUUCUUUGUUCUGUUGUUGUAUUCAAGCAGAAAACAGAAGCACCAUUGACUUCCAUAGUAGGAAAACAAAACACUUAUGUAAGUCAAUGGUUCCUAAUAACGGUUUGAUUAUAAACAUUACUCAAAAUAUCUUCCUUUGUGUACAGCAGACAGGCUUGGAACGACUCAAGGAUGAGUACAUUUUUGGGUGAACUAUCCCUUUAAAUGUGUUUUACAGACAAGGGCUUAGCUAAAGCCAGGACUAUGCCUUAAGAUGUUUAAGCAUCUUUUAUAAACAUGCCUUAAAAAAGACAUUACUGGUGUGAAUCUUGAGACAAAUCAAUGGCACUGGUGUAUUUUAAGAUCUGUUUAAGACAAGCAUGUGUAGGAUAAGCACUAACUAAGCAUUGUCUGUGAAACCGGGGAAUAGUGAAACGACUUAUGUUGCAAAUCCUGCACCCUGUAAUAAAAUCAGUUCACCUUAGGGAGGCGGUAUCGCGUUGCAAUAAGGUUGCAUUUGUUAACAUUAGUAAAUGCAUUAGUUAACAUUGUGCAAUAGUUUUUUUAUUUGCAUUUAUUAAUGUUAGUUAAAGCAAAUUGUUCAUGAUAAACAGUAACAACUUUUGAUUUAAAAGAUGCAUUAGUAAAUGCAGAAAUCAACUUCAACAGCAUUUAAUAAUCUUAGUUUAUGUAUUGUUAGCGAAUGCAUUAAUUAAUGUUAACACAUACAACCUUACUGUAAAAUGUUACCAAAAAAAAACAAAAGUUUUGUGCAUCUUUGACAUUGUACACUACUUUUAAAUACAUUGCUUCAUGGUUUACGUUUUUAUGUUUACUAUGCAGACCUCAUUAGCUCCUUUAGGAUUAAAAGCAGGUCUUUUCUUACUUAGGGGAUGAGAGAGCAGUUUUCCAACUAACUGGUAUGUCAUGAGUUUUAUCUUUUGUAAGUUUUUGACUUUGUCAAACUCGUUGAUCUUCUAAUGUUCAUGGAUUUCAGAUCGUGCUGAAUUGCACUGUAGUUUAGUUUUCUUGAUUAUUUAAUCUGCUCCAAAGCCUUCUGCCUUAUUCUGCCAAUUUCUUUCAAACCAUUCGCACGUUUUUUUUUUCCUCAAAUGUUUUGAGUCAGUAUAUGCUUUUUUUAGGGUACGAACAGGACUUCAUGUAUGCUCCUAAUUUACUAAGUAGCACUUUUGGGCUUUCUAAAUAUAAAACCACUAAAUAAACAGUUUGGUUAGAAUUAACACUGAAUACAUUUAUGAUACAGUAGUGCACCCUGGUAAAUGAUUGUGGUUAUACUUAUUUUACUUUUCACAUCCUAAAAAUGUAUUUUAUUAAUGAAUGCAGUAGAAAAAAAUUACCGCUAAGGAUUGUAAUUUGCCAAAAACGUCUGCCCCUAAACAAUUGUGUUUACGAAGAAUUAUGUUGAUCCCAUUUUCUAAAGCUAGUUUGAUCCCUGGGUUACUAGGGGAAUGAAAACUAGCCUUUUUACCUGUAAUAAACAUUGGAGGUGCUGGGAAAUGGCGGAUUUAAACAUUGCCUUGCUGAAAACAGAAGACAUUUUUGUAACAUUUCAUUCUUUUAGCAUGCAUCUAAGUUGCGUUGUUGUUGUUUUUGCCCAACUUUAACUUCUUUGGAAGUCAUUGCUUAUAGCAUGAAGGGGGGUGAGUUGUUUUUCGAGUGUAUUUCCCUGUUUCAAGUUGAUUUAUGUUUUACAUUUAAUUACUGUACGUGCACUUUGGUACAGCCGACUGGUUUUAAAUAAACUUUGCAGAAAACAACCACCUAUAAAAUCUUCACAACUGACACUUUUCGAAUUUGUUCAGAAAUCUGAUGUGGAAACUGUUUGUUCAUAAGGUGUUUGUAUUUACACUGGUGUACUUGUCUUAGACUUCACUGGAGAAGAAAUAAAGUCUGAUGGAUUUCUUUGUAA
Messenger RNA from Misgurnus anguillicaudatus (oriental weatherfish), 7166 nucleotides. It is a transcript of the gene gramd4b, whose product is annotated as GRAM domain containing 4b. NCBI's taxonomy places the organism in Eukaryota, Metazoa, Chordata, Actinopteri, Cypriniformes, Cobitidae. The record is from RefSeq and is a predicted model, not a curated record. Gene Ontology annotation, biological process: apoptotic process; negative regulation of toll-like receptor 9 signaling pathway.